This is a messenger RNA of Periconia digitata, 3474 nucleotides long. The record is from the annotation of a GenBank genome assembly. NCBI's taxonomy places the organism in Eukaryota, Fungi, Ascomycota, Dothideomycetes, Pleosporales, Periconiaceae.
CAAUGGCCGUGACAGGCGACCAAGGGAAUUGGACGGUUCAAUCAUGAUUGCAUUGCGCGUGCCGCACAGGGAGCUCCCUUCCCGUUGCGGACGCCGGCAAGCGACUGGCGGUGAAGGCCUCAUCAAUCCAUUGAACAAACAACACCAUACGUCGUCGACGUCGUCUUUUGCAACGUCGUCAUUUGCACAGUGUCCGGUGUCCAAGGCCAAGGUUGUGAUCAAGCGUUUGUUUGUAUGCUUGCUUGCUUGCUUGCGUGCUUGCUGAGGUGUUCAUGUUGAGCUUCUCGCACAGCUCAGAUGAGAAUAGAGAGCAAAGCUCCGAGGUGGCUGAUUGGCCAAUGUGGCUUAUGACGCCAUCCCAAAACGGCCAGGACCAUCAAUGGAGGGGUCGUCGCCAUACAAUGAAAAUGUAAUCAUCUUCGAAUCGACAGAGAGCUUGCCCAUGUACAUGCUUGCUUGUAUGCAGUUACAUAUACAUGCACAUGUAUACCUACAUGUAGGUACUUAAGUAUAUAUGUACCUAGGUAUACAUGUACUUGGGCACGUGGCCUUUUCAAGCAACCGCGAAUUCAUCGUGAGUCGCGUCAAGAUCAAUCAAGAAAGAAAAAGAAAAAAAAAAAUCUGCGACUGAAUCGCAAAACAUGCACAACCAUAAUCACAGACCUGGCAGUUACAUCAUAAACCACCCAUCACAGGACUGUUGAAUAGGUAGCAGAUCCCACGCUGGGCCUCGGUCUAAUAGUUGUAGCCCUGACAUUCUGACAAGUCUUUUUGUUUUAUGCACAGCGAACGGGCGGGCGAGCACCAUAUUAACAUACCUAGGUAACCAUGUACUAACAUUGCAGUGCAUAUGACGUGUGAUGUCACUUGUCACUUGUGCCUGCCAUCCGCCAAGCGCUCCCCCAGCCGAACUGCCAGCCUCAUCCCCCAUCUUCAAUGGAAAUAAAGUUGGUUUUUCACCGUCGAAACCGAAUAAACCGUCGCCGCAAUUCUCCAGUGCGCCGUAACCUAGACUUCCCUCCAUUGCAAACAUCGUCACCCGCAAUUGCCUCCGACAUUCUGCUUGCCGUGCCCAUCGACUUGCUUGUCUGUUACCCAACUGGUAGCGUUGUGUCCGUGCAUACAUUACCAGCCAUCCAUCCACCGAUAGCUUCAUCCUGCCUGCCUGCUUGCCUACUUCCCACCAUCACUCACCCACCUUCCACCGGAGUCCCCCAAUCCCCCUUCCCCAAAACAUCUCCUCUGCCACGCGCCCGCCGCACUUCAACUGAAACCCCCCGCUUUCGCCCGUCGCACAGAAUAUGGGGAGCUAUACCUUUACCUGGUGAGGAACAUUCAGGAGACGAAGUCUACGUAACCGGCGAGUUCGAUUCGUGGAAAAAGUCGGUUCGCUUGGACAAGGAAGACGGCAUCUUCAAGAAGACCGUCGAGCUGCCCAAGGAGAAGACGCUUUACAAAUUUGUCGUCGACGGCGAGUGGGUCGUCAAUGAUACCGCCCCCAAGGAGAACGAUGCAUCCGGCAUCGUCAACAACGUCCUGAGCCUCGAUGAGAUCAAGGAUGACUCGGUCAACACCUUGUCGUCCGCCGCACCCGCCUCCACUACCGCCGCCCUCGCCGCCAGUGUACCCAAGGAGUCCGAAAAAUCCACAUCCGCCUCCACCAACAAAGAUGCCCCGGAUUUCGACAACCUCCCAGGCGCUUUCCCUCUGACCCCUCCUGCUGCGACGCCUGGCAGCGAGCCCCAAGCCUUCUCCGUGAACCCCAUCCCUGCUACCUCGGGUCCCGGCAACCCCGUUGACCUCGCGCCCGGCGAUAAGGUCCCCGAGCCAUCUACACUGACUACCAACACAAUCGAUUCCACCGUUAAGCACGAUGCUGAGCCGGAAGAAGCCAAAGUCAGCGUUGCGCCUAUUCCUGCUACCGCUGGCCUGGGCAACCCCAUUCAGUUGGCCCCUGGUGAGAAGGUGCCCGACCCGAGCACACUGACCUCCAACACCGUCACCAGCACCGCGAACACAGACGCUGCUUCCUACGCCAAAUCGGACAGUCUUCCCCCCAAGGUGGAUGUACUCCUCACUCCCGAGGCUGAAAGGAAGGCCGACGGUGGCAUGUUCCACUUGCCACCCUCCAUUGCCGGCAUCAUCCCCGAGUCCAGCCUCCCCGCAGAUGCCCCUGCUUCUUCUGAACAAGAUCCGGGUGUCACAAUCCAGUCCGCUGCGCCCACCAGCACCACUGCUGCUCUUGCUGGUGAGGUUCCCAAGGAGUCGCGCGCUGUACCCGAGACAGUGGUAGACAGCCAAAAAGAAGCCGGCGCAGCGCCCGAAGCAUCCGCAAACCCCGAGGCUGUGGCCGAAAAGUCGCAGUUGGAGAACGAGUUGAAGAUGAAGGUUCCCGAGGAGCCUCCUGCGGCCGAGGCCUCCGUCGCCGAUCGUGCAACCGCCGCUCUCGCUGCCGAUGUGCCCAAGGAGCCGCGCUCUGUGCCCGAAGAAGUGAAGUUGAGCCAAAAGGAAGCCGGUGUCGCGCCCGAGGCAUCCGCGAAUCCCGAGGCUGUGAUUGAAAAGAAACAGAUGGAGGAAGAGUUGAAAAUGAAGGUCCCCGAGGAACCCCCAGCGGCUGAGGCUUCUCUCGCUGAUCGUGCAAAUGCCGCUGCGGUCCCUGUGGUCGCCAGUGUCACUGCUGCUGCCGCGGUCGUUGCUGGUGCAGCCUACACCGCCAAGGACAAGGCUGCCGAAGCCACCACUGGCUUGGUUGCACCCGCCACCGCAUCGCAGGAGGUACCCGAAGUCGUCGCCGAGAGUCAAAAGGAGGCUGGUGUCGGCCCUGAGGCUGCUGCCAACACUGAAGCUGUCAUCGAGAAGAAGGCGGUUGAGUCGGAAUUGCUCAGCGAAGUUAGCGAGACCAAGCCAGCUGCUGAAACCUUCGUUAAGCCUGCGAUUGCUGCGAAGGAAGUGCCCGCAGUCGUUGCCGAGAGCCAAAAAGAAGCUCACGCUGCUCCAGAGGCCGCGGCUAACCCUGAGGCCGUGAUUGAGAAGAAAGAAGUGGAAUCCGAAUUGCUCAAAGAGGUAGCCAAAACGAACGAAGCUGGCGCUCCUGCCCCAACCGUCACUGCUGCGACUAGCACCACCGCGCCUGGACUAUCGGAGGAGGCAUUGUCUGAUGCUAAGCCUCUCAAGUCCUCGAGCGAGCCCGAUGCUCUGAACGCACCCGCCUCCAAGCCUGCCGUUCCCGAGACUUCGCGUCCUGUGAACGACUCCCGUGACGUCUCUCCCAUGUCUAAGCCCAUGACCAACGCGGAGCAACCCACCGUUACUACUGGCACCGAGACCACGCCUGCGGACACCACGUCAACCCCUAAGAAGGAGGACACUCCCGCAGCCGAGUCAUCAAGCACGCCCGAGAGCGCAAACGCCGACAAGAAGAAGAAGAGGCGCUCCUUCUUCGGCAAGCUCAAGGACAAGUUCUCCAGCAAAUAA